AUGGAAGAGGAUCCCUCGGUCUUUGACUACGACGGAGUUUACGACAAGAUGAAGGGGAAGAUUGCGCGCCCCAAGGUUCAGGAUCGAACGGAGCGAAAUAUCGAGGAGCAGCAUAAAAAGGCAAUGGAAGAGGAUCCCUCGGUUUUCGACUACGACGAGGUUUACGAUGAGAUGAAGGGGAAGAUUACGCGCCCAAAGGUUCAGGAUCGAACGGAGAGAAAGAAGACCUCGAAGCCAACUCCUCCUCGCCCUCCCCCUCAUGCCUUCGCUUUCGACGGCAGCGACGACGAGGAUGACAUCGAGAGGAAAAUCUCACGGCACGCGUCCAAGAACAAGUCUCUCCGGAAGAUCGAAGAGCAGCACAAACAGGCAAUGGAAGAGGAUCCCUCGGUGUUCGACUACGACAGGGUUUACAACGAGAUGAAGGGGAAGAUUGCGCGCCCCAAGGUUCAGGAUCGAACGGAGAGAAAGAAGACCUCGAAGCCAGCUCCUCCUCGCCCUCGUCCUGCCUUCGCUUUCGGCGACGGCGACGACGAGGAUGACAUCGAGAGGGAAAUCUCACGGCAGGCGUCCAAGAACAAGUCUCCCCCCAGAAGGUUUCUUAAAAUGAUAGAGGAGCAGCACAAAAAGGCAAUGGAAGAGGAUCCCUCGGUCUUCGAAUACGACGGGGUUUAUGACAAGAUGAAGGGGAAGAUUACGCGCCCCAUGGUUCAGGAUCGAACGGAGAGAAUGUUCGAGGAGCAGCACAAAAAGGCAAUGGAAGAUGAUCCCUCGGUCUUUGACUACGACGGGGUUUCCGACGAGAUAAAGGGGAAGAUUGCGCGCCCCAAGGUUCUGGAUUGA
Musa acuminata AAA Group (dessert banana) is the source of this 843-nucleotide messenger RNA. RefSeq lists its product as uncharacterized. The record is from RefSeq and is a predicted model, not a curated record. Bases 1 to 843 code for a protein of 280 amino acids. Gene Ontology annotation, biological process: regulation of alternative mRNA splicing, via spliceosome. The transcript has 7 exons. NCBI's taxonomy places the organism in Eukaryota, Viridiplantae, Streptophyta, Magnoliopsida, Zingiberales, Musaceae.